CACACACACACACACACACACACACAAAGGAGAAGGAAGUGGUUUGACUGAUUAGUUAUCCAAGAACAAUGUACAAAUUAACAAAGAGGAAGGAGGCAGGUAAGGAGUAAAAACUACUUGACAUAGCAGCGUGCUUUAACUGAGGGGGCAAAUAAUGUAAGUGAAGGGGACGGCUUGAGUUCGUGAAUUUUAUGUACUGCUGGUGUGAGAAUCUGAAACUUGUACUUGAAUUUGUGUGAGCUGCAUCCGUAUUUUUGUUUUGGUGUGAGUGCUCUGUCGUUUAUCCAUUGAAGUGUCUCAUGAUUAUUGUAUGUGCUGUGAAGGGUCCUCUCUCUCUCUCUCUCUCUCUCUCUCUCUCUCUCUCUCUCUCUCUCUCUCUCCAGUAAGUCUGUUUAUACUACCCUCUCUCUUCUUUCCAUCCUUCAGUCCUCCGCAUAUUACGUCCUCCGUGCCUCUGCUUUUCACCUGUCCUCCCGCCCUCCCUCACCUGUCGUCAGUGGCGCGCCUCUUCACACUCCAUUAACCCCCCAAUUGUUACGGGUCUCGCUCCCCUCACGCUCCCAUAGGCGCUCGCUACUAAGAUUGACAGCUCACUUUCCUCCCAGCCUGGUCUUCCCCAUCUCGUAUUACGCAUGUAGCUCUCACUCCCCUCGUUUUCUCUCCCUGUCCCUCCCCUCGCUCUUCCCCUCGGUGGGUCGCGCUCCCGGGAGGUCGUUCUGGUGAGCGGUGAGGAAGGCAUUCGUCCAGGAGGCGCCGGGCGAGCAUCACUGUUCGCCUCCGCUCCUCGCCGCACUGCCUCGUGUGUUCCUGCACCGCGCUACCUCGCCACCAGCCUGCCACGCGUACACUGCACGCCGUGCUUACUGUAGAAUAUAAACACCUCCUUUCACUGGUGUCACGAGCCCCUGUCCCUGUCCCUGCCCCUGCCCCUGGAGGAGUAAUGGUCGUGUUUGGUAGUUAGAACAGUCAGGGCGCGGGUGAGUGCAGAGUGUGUGUGUGUGUGUGUGUGUGUGUGUGUGUGUGUGUGUGUGUGUGUACAUGUUUCGCGGCCACGUGCAUGACGCCCCGUGACGCGUGUUUGGCCAUGGUGGACUGUCACUGCUCAGGCUAUGCUGGGCUGCGGAUAGCGGUGGCGGCGCGACGGUGCCUGCAGGGGCUGGCCUUCCCUCCAGGCCACGUCGCCGUCCAGGGAGCAGCGGCGUGGUAGGACACACUGCAUGUCGCCGCACCGGGGAGCAGGAUACAGCGUGGGAGUGUUCUUCCCCACGUGGCGGCCUGUGGUGGCCUCUGCUGCUGCUGCUGCUGCUGUUGCUGCUACUGCUACUGCUGCUACACGAGGGCGAGUAGGCCACCAUGCUGAGGAGCCUGCCGCCCAACCCGGACGCCUCGUCGUGACCUGCGGUGAUGGCAGCUCGCAGGGGCUGCCGUGGUAGUUGUGACCAGGGCUAAGGCGCCCUUGAGCACUCACGCGGCGCUGGACAAUGGAAGAAGAUGGGGUGGUGGUGGUGGCGGUGGCUGCCAUAGGCAAGCCUGAAGAGAGUGUUGUUGUGGCUAAUUGGAGUGACUGUGGGCGGAACUCUUCGGGCAACACGAGCGGGUGUGUGACGGUGGUGGGGAAUGUGACGGGCCCGGAGAGAGACGAGAUUCUGGCCCGGGUGGAGGUGGCAGUGCUGGCGGUGCUGCUGGUGGUGAUCCUGGUGUCUAACCUUCUGGUGCUGGUGGCCCUGAUCCGCUCGUCCCUGCUGCGCCCCAUGUCGCGCACUUACUUCUUCAUGACACACAUCUGUACCGCGGACCUCAUGGUGGGUCUCUGUAACGUGCUGUCUCAGCUCGCAUGGGACCUCACCUACUACUUCCGGGGACCCAACUGGCUGUGCAAGAGUGUCAAGUUCCUACAGGUGAUGCCGCUGUACCUGUCGCCGCUGCUGCUGGCCUGCCUGGCCUUCGACAGGUACCGCGCCAUAUCGUGGCGCAUCGGCAGCAAGCUGUGGUCUUCGCUGCGCAUGGUGAGCAUGGUGUGGGGGCUGUCCGCCCUGCUGGCGCUGCCCCAGGCCUUCCUCUUCUCGAAGAAGCAAAUGCACAACGGGGAGUUCAACUGCUGGGCAGACUUCCCGGAGGAGUGGGGCAUCAAGGUCUACGUGGUGUACUUCGUGUGUGCAGCAUUCUUCGGGCCCAUGCUGGUCACCGUGUACUGCUACACCUGCAUCACCCUCAAGGUGUGGCGCUACUCACGCUACAGGCGCGGCUACGUGCCGAUGCGGACGCUGCUGCUGCGGUGGGCGUGCUGCGUAGAGCGGGAGCGGGAGGUGCCGGGGUCGCGGGCCAGCACGGGGGCGGGGUCAUCCGUCACCUCGGGGUCGUCCAGCACAGUGCGGGUGAGUCGCAUGCCGCUGAUGGUGCACAGCUUCCCCAACGUGCCGCAGCCACUCUCCCUCGCCAAGAUGAAGACCAUCAAGCUCACCCUCAUCAUCACCUUCUUCUUCAUCGUGUGUCACGCGCCCUUCUGCUUCACUCAGCUGUACAGAGCCUUCUCCACCGCGCCGCCAGGGGAGACGAGCCACCCUAUUGCAGUGAUCACUCUGUUGCUUCCUUCCCUGCCCUCUUGCGUCAACCCGUGGAUCUAUCUCUGCUUCUCCGAAAAUCUUCUCAACCAGAUUUGUGGGUGCCUCAGGGGGAGUCUUCGUGCCCGCCACGUUAAGGAGAACAACAGCAUAGGUGAUCAAGAACCUGAGGACCACCACCACCACCACCAUCACCACCUCUACUACUACAGACACCGCCGCCGCCGUCUGGAGCAGCGGAAUAGGCUUAGAUGCUCCCCAAGUUAUAACAGAAGAGGUGUUUAUGCCUGUAGGCAUCCCAGUACACUCUCCGAUCACUUUCCAAAGGGUAGGCCUAAGGAACAAAUCGAACUGGCGAUGUUUGGGACGAGUUUAUGAAGAACAUAGAAACCAUGUUGAGUUUUAGUGGAUAUGAAGCAACUGACGACAUGGAAAGGCGCUACCUCUCCUGCUGAAAGAAUGCCGUGACUCAGGAUCGAACUGGUGACCUUUAUAUUGCCAGACAAGUUGUACCAUUGAGCCACCUGCACCCACCCCUUCAAGACUCUAAGAUGGCGGGCAGGUGCAAUGGACAGGUGUGACGGGGUACUAGGAGGUGGCCUCGUCUUGGACUGUGAACGUGUUGUCUUUCCCACGGUGUUAGCAGGAGUGUUCCCUUGAAGUGUUUGUUUUCAUGGUGGUGGUGAAUGGCUGGCUGGCUUUGGAUGGCGGAGUCUAGGGCGGUGAAGUGAAGUGGUCGUCGUCUUGUGGUUUGAAAAGAGUGAC
This is a messenger RNA of Scylla paramamosain (green mud crab), 3326 nucleotides long. Its product is annotated as oxytocin receptor-like. Bases 1482 to 2939 code for a protein of 485 amino acids. Gene Ontology annotation, molecular function: vasopressin receptor activity. Gene Ontology annotation, cellular component: membrane. The transcript has 3 exons. The record is from RefSeq and is a predicted model, not a curated record. NCBI's taxonomy places the organism in Eukaryota, Metazoa, Arthropoda, Malacostraca, Decapoda, Portunidae. Gene Ontology annotation, biological process: G protein-coupled receptor signaling pathway.